Ceratina calcarata is the source of this 2236-nucleotide messenger RNA. RefSeq names its product venom carboxylesterase-6-like. The record is from RefSeq and is a predicted model, not a curated record. The transcript has 8 exons. Bases 65 to 1741 code for a protein of 558 amino acids. Lineage: Eukaryota; Metazoa; Arthropoda; Insecta; Hymenoptera; Apidae.
GUCUUAAAUUCCCACGAGGACAAUAAAAGUUAACUACCGGUUUGGCUUGCCCAUUAGUGUUAAAAUGAAUGCGAAGAGUCUGUCAAUCGCGUUGCUCCUUUUAUUUACGAGUGUAUCGUGCCAUGAUACAGAAGUUGUGAAAGUUCAAACGCCUUUAGGUCGUAUAAGUGGUCGCCGUAUACCAGAUCAGUAUGGAAAUAAAUAUGACACUUUUCUGGGCAUUCCCUACGCACAACCGCCCGUCGGAAGGCUCCGAUUCGAACCACCGCAACCGAUUAAAAGAUACGAAUACGAAUUGCAAGCCACGAAAUUGGGUUCCCCGUGUACGCAAUUCGAAGUCACUUCACGCAAGCCGGACAAAGUCAGCGGCUGCGAGGAUUGCUUAUAUUUGAAUCUGUACGUACCAGUUAAAAAUAACAGCGACAGCUUGUUGCCAGUGAUGAUUUGGAUUUUUGGGGGAGCCCUUCAAUUUGGUGACGGAGACACUGUACAUCCGAAUGUUUUUCCGGUUCGUAACAUAAUAAUAGUGACGUUCAAUCAUCGACUAGGACCGCACGGUUUCCUUAGCACGGGAGACAGUGUCGUUCCUGGUAACAUGGGACUGAAGGACCAGAACAUGGUUCUUCGUUGGGUCCAGAAAAAUAUCAGAAGCUUUGGUGGUAAUCCUAAGAGUGUAACUAUUUUUGGUUUUAGUGCGGGAGCUGUUUCCGUUCAUUACCACUACUUAUCACCUCUUAGCGCUGGUCUUUUCCAAAGAGGUGCAGCGGGAAGUGGCUUAGCAUUCGCCCCUCAUAUAAUGGACAGGAACCCCUCUGCGACAGCUAGGAAGUUGGGAGCUUAUUUGAGGUGUCCGACAGACAAUUCAACUCAAUUAGUCACGUGUUUACGCCAAGUCCCACCGCGCGUUUUGUCCGAAGCAACGACCGCUAUUAUGAUUUGGGGCAAUACUCCGCCCAUACCGUUUGCACCCGUCAUCGAGACACCUGGACCUAACGCGUUUAUUUCUCGUUCCCCAGUUGAUAUCAUCUACAGAGGCGAGGCCUACGAUGUUCCUUUGAUUCUUAGCGUUGUUAGUGAAGAGGGGUUGUAUACCGCUUCACAGUUUUACGAGAACAACACGAUGCUAAAGCAAUUGAACGAUAAUUGGACAAUCAUUGCUCCAUAUUUGUUGAGUUUUUACUCAUCCAUACCGCGUUCUCAGCAGAGUUCGGUGGCGCAAAAGAUUCGAAGACAUUAUCUGGGAUCAAACGAGAUUAAUGGCAGCGAUUCGAACUUAAGGCCGUUGAUAGAAAUGAUUGGCAACAGAUUGUUUGAUAUACAAUAUGAGAAAGCUGCUCGACUGCACGCGGGAAGGAAUAAAAGCCCGGUGUGGACUCUUUAUUACAAUUACAGGGCCACCCACAGUUUCGCCGAUGCGAUCAGUGGUUCCACUAGACACUUGGGCGUAUGUCACGGCGACGAUAUGCAUCUUUUGAUGAACACGUUGGGAAACAUGACGGAUCCGAACGACAUAAAAGUACGGCGAAUAAUGUUGAACAUGUUUUCGUCAUACGCUACUCAAGGUAAACCACGCAUUAAUGGCGUUAAGUGGCAACCAUUUGAUCCCAAUAAAAAGAGAAUUCAAUUCCUCCGUCUAACCAGUCCGACGAACGUAAGUAUGGAGACACGUUACAAUUUUGGUCACAAGAAUUUUUGGAGUACAAUUGACUUUGACGAGAACAAAAUUUCCCCUAUAAUUUAGCAGUUUGUUAAUAAAGUUCGAUUUGUCAAAUCUGGAACCAUUUGCAUUCAACGAAACACGCACUAUUUGAUUAUCUUUGACAAAUUCUUUAUUAAUAGAACAUUUUAGGAACAACUCUGUUAUAUACAUUAAAUGUUAGUAAUAAAGUGCAUUUUUGAAGCCACGAUACAUGGUAAUGAAUUUUAUCUGAUUGACAGUAAAAUGUCUGAUGUUAUUCGUAAUCAGUAAAUUGCGUCUUCUUCAUAUUUUUUACGACUUGGAACAUGACUAAUAUAUUAUAGAUUAAGAAUAGAAAUUCAAAUAUGUUAUCUAAAGUAUUCAUACUUAUAUAAUUUCCGAUAUUAAUUAUAAUAAUUAGAAUUAUGUAAAUUGCGCGCGAUAAGCUCCCCCUUUGAGAAAGUCAUUCUUAAGAUAAGAACAUUUAUAUUUUGAAGUGGAACGUUCUCUUAUACUUGUAACUGCAAUUUAAUAAAUCCAUACAGUGAUUGCCCCGGA